Molecule: messenger RNA, 1593 nt
Organism: Notodromas monacha
Lineage: Eukaryota; Metazoa; Arthropoda; Ostracoda; Podocopida; Cyprididae
Source: the annotation of a GenBank genome assembly
CAUUAUGCCUAUCAGUUGCGGAAUGACACCAUGGAGCACGAGCUGGUGAAGGGUCCCUCCAGAGGCACCAUGUACAUCACCUCCCUGUACUUCACCAUGACUUGCAUGACGUCCGUGGGCUUUGGAAACGUGGCUGCCGAGACAGACAACGAGAAGAUAUUCACCAUUUGCAUGAUGGUCAUCGGGGCCCUGUUGUCGGCGACCAUCUUUGGCCACGUGACGACCAUCAUCCAGCAAAUGACUUCUGCUACCGCCAUCUACCACGACAUGCUCAACAACGUGCGGGAGUUCAUGAAGCUGCACGAAGUGCCCAAGGCACUCAGUGAACGGGUCAUGGACUACGUGGUGUCCACGUGGGCCAUGACUAAGGGCAUCGACACGCAGAAAGUGCUCAGCUACUGUCCCAAGGACAUGCGGGCAGACAUUUGCGUCCAUCUCAACAGGAAGGCAAGGGAAUUCAGAAGAAAAGAAAUAAUUAGGGAGGUGUUCAACGAACAUCCGGCAUUCCGACUGGCAUCAGAUGGUUGCCUCCGAGCCCUGGCCGUCCAUUUCCAAAUGUCCCACUCGGCCCCCGGCGACUUGCUCUUCCAUGUCGGGGAAUCCGUGGAAUCCCUGAAUUUCGUCGUUUCCGGUUCGUUAGAAGUGAUUCAGGAUGACGAAGUGGUCGCCAUCUUGGGCAAGGGUGAUGUGUUUGGGGAUGACGUAUGGAAGGACCACACCACUGGGCAGUCUGCUUGCAAUGUCAGGGCUUUGACCUACUGUGACCUGCAUGCCAUCAAGCGAGACAAGCUGAUGGAAGUCCUUGAGUUUUAUCACGCUUUUGCAAACUCUUUUUCACGAAACCUGACUCUGACGUACAAUUUGAGGCACAGACUGAUUUUCAGAAAGGUUAGUGAUGUUAAGAGGGAGAAGGAGUUGGCAGAGCGCCAAAAGAAUAACCCCAUGGAGGAACUGUCACAGGAUCACCUAGUGAGAAAGUUAUUCUCCAAGUUCAGAAGAGCAGGACCUGCAACCCAGGGACCAACCACAGCCACAAGCUCAAAGCGCCAGGGAAGUGUGGAAGGGGAUGAAGAAGUUGGUGCCACACCACCACCACCACCACCACCAGGUGUGGGUGACUCCACUCCCCCAGCAGGGACCACUGCUGCUCCACUGGCACUACCUGCUCCACCUGCCACCAGCUCUGUAGUGUCAGAGGUACCAGGAGGAGCCAAAGAGGCUGAGACCACUAGUGCACUACCAGUGGUCAAGGUAGGCUUCAAAAAGCCACUUGGGAAGGGCAAGUGGGCGUCUUUGUUGGGAGGACCUGCAGCAGCGCCCUCUGUGGCCACAGCUCCACCUGCAGACCAUCCAGAGACCAUCAAGGAGGAAACUGAGCCUGAUACCCCAAAGCCUCAGGCACCGCCUUCAUCACCUCUGAUACCUGCCUCAGGGCAAGAUCCCAUCCUUGCAGCCAUCUUGGAUUUCAAGAAGGAGAUCAAGGGUGAGGUGCAGAAACUUGGGCACAGGCUUACCAACCUUGAAAGCAGAGUGGAGCACCUCAACAAUCAGUUCCCUCCACUGAAAGCACCACCUGACUUGUCCCCAGUCUGA